AUAGGCGAAUUACCACAUUGCAAGUACACGCUUUAGAAUAAUUCAAAUAGCAUAUUUUAAUGUUAGAGUGGACGACAUUGCAUUUUUAAUGUUAUUAAUCGACCCUAGUAUCUUGAUAUCAGUCUCAGACGACAGUUAACGUCGUCUGAAUAUGAUAUAGCUGUAGCUUCGAUUCGAGCCCCUAGAGGCUGCUCAUGAGUUAUUUACAUAGUAGGCCUACAGAUUUUCCUAUGUACCGAUGGUUCCUCAUGUAUUUGUACAGAUUUACAUUCGUACAUUAAGGGAGGAAGAGGCCUAUACCAGGAAAGCAGUAGAAUGAUGAGAGCAAUGGUAUAUGAUUUCUUCUAAUUAGUAUGAUUUAGAAAAUAAACAAAAGUGUAGGUCACCCAAUCCACAAUGAAGAGAUGUGGUAGCCUACUUCUAAUUCGUGGAUGUUGGAAAGUGGGAAAGUUCAUUUAAAAUCAGCUCUGUUUACAACCAACUAUCUAAAUACAAAGUCCGGAAAAAUAGCUGCACCAAAUAUAUUUAUUAUUAUCAAUGCCAUACGAUAGUUAAAUUAUGUCUGUGUUAUACAGCGACAGCGACAGUGUUGAAAGCACUGGGAAGCAGGAAUAUCCAGCCUACUACUAAAGUAGGCGGGCUGCUAGGGUUCGCCCACCUGCCAACAACCAAACAGCCUUACAGUCAGAAUGGAAGCAUUGGUCUGGAGAAGUGCACCGAAGAAAGUCUACCAAGCACUCUGUCUCUCUCUAUCAGUCCUCCUCUAGGGUAACUACUACAUGGACUAUGUGGCAGAAAUCGACGUGGGGAAUUGGAAUUUCCCAGCCAGGACUUAAUCCGUGUUGUGAAUAAUAUUAUCCCAUGUCUCAAGUCAAGACAUUCGGGUCUCCUAUUGGAUUUUUAUUGAUUGGAAUUAUUUCGCAGAAAUGUAGGUUGAAUCUAACGAAGUCAUGAAGUCUUAAAUAAUGUUCAACAUUGCUAUCGAAAGUGGACCUUUCUCGAAGAAUUUAGAGGACUUCGACUCUAUCCGCAGUGUUCUCCUAUACAGCGACCUGGAGCCGGAAUGGCUGGACAACGUCCAGAAGAACGGCGAGCUCUUCUACCUGGAGCUCAGCGAGGGGGAGGAGGAGGUCGCGCUGGCCCGCACCCACGGCAACUGCGGCCUGUCCACCAAUCACGUGCGUUUCAGCGACAAGGAGGCGGAGGUCAUCACGGAGGCGGACCAGAAGCAGCGCUCUGAUUCGCCGACGAAGGCGGAGCCUAAGCUGAAGAAGCUGGCCAGGCUCCUGCGGAGGAAACGAUCCUCGAAGCGCAGAGGGCGGGAAAACGAGGCCAAAGACGGCGGCUCCCUCCCGGCCUCCAUCUUGAAGACCCAGGCUGCGGCUCAGAGACAGGGGGGGGCUGUGCGGCAGGUGAAGGAGGUGUGCGUUUACGUCAACCCAAAGCACCUCGCCCCCCUCCCCGAUGGGGGAGGAGGCCUGCUGGCCUCCCUGCUGGGGCUGGUGCAUCGCCCCUGCUCCGGCAGAAGCCCGGGUAACCCCGCGGCGGCAGGGGAAGGGGAAACGCUGACCGUACAUGGGCUGGUUCCCAACAGCCCCGCCAUCAGAGGAGGCCAGAUAUUAAUAGGGGACGCGCUCGUGGCGGUGGACGACGUGGAGGUGACCACGGAGAGCAUCGAGAGAGUCCUCUCCUGCAUCCCCGGGCCCACACAGGUGAGGCUGACCCUGGAGACGUCGGCCCCAGCCGAGGGGCCUCCGACGGCGGCGGCGGAGGAGACGGUGGCCCCCCCCCAGCCCCGAGCCAAGGCGCCCCCCCCCGUCAGCCAGCUGGUGCGCCUGCUGUGGGGGGAGGACACGGCGGAGCUCCAGAUGGCCCUGGGCCACGUCCCCCACGUGGCCAUGUACCUGUCCCUCCAGCUGGACUCAGAGACCCUGCAGGAGGAGCAGGAGAUCCUGUACCAGUACCCGGUGUCGGACGCCUCCAGCCAGCUGAAGGGGGUGCGGGGGGUCUUCCUCACGCUGUGUGACAUGCUGGAGAACGUCACCGGGGGCCACAUCGUCAGUUCAUCUCUGCUGCUGGGGAGGCACCUGGUGCACGUGGGCUACUGGAAGGAAGGCAGCCGGCUGCUGGUCCUGGGAAUACCUGCCGAGAGGUACACACACACACACACACACGCACAUGCACUCGCACGCACACACACACAAACACACACACACCUCGCUCGACAUGUGCGUCCCGCGCUCACUAUGAUCAUGCCUGACCCGCCCCGCGCACGCCACUUCCUGCUCAUCGUGGGGCUGAGGCACCUGAUGCAGUGUGUGUUGAUGGAGGCCGGUGGGGCCGCCUCCCCUGCCCUGGGCUCCCCGGGGCCCGACUGCAUUUACAUAGACCAGGUGAAGGCCACCCUCCUGCAGCUGGAGGGGCUGGAGGGGGGCAUGGAGGACCGGCUCGGCGCCCCCGCCGCUCCCUGCCUCUCCUGCGCCGACUGGUUCCUCCCCGGCGCCGCCUCGGCCCGCGAUCGCUCCGGCGCCGUCCCCUCCCCCUCCUCCUCCUCCUCCUCGCCGGUCCUCAGCAAGCUGGCCGGGGCCAUGAGGGGGCCCUCCUUUGCGGGGGCCCGGGGCCGCGGCCUCUUUGGGGACAGGGCCAGGCGACCCAGCCCCAGGAGGAACCCGUCGGACAGCGGGAACGACGGGCCCCAGCAGGACCCGGGGCCCCGCCGCGACUCGCUGGGGUCCGGGGGGUCCGACGGCAGCGGGAGUCUCUUCAAGAUCCCCAGGAUGAAGAACCCCAACCCGUUCUACCUGGGCACCCUGAAGAAGACCCUCACCGAGAGGGAGACGGAGGACAUGUUCAACUCCAUCAAGCUGACCUCCGGGGUGGAGAACACCCUGUUCCACUACGUCCUGAUGGAGUCGGUGCAGGGCAUCUUCAUCGCCCCCACCCACCGCCAGGUGGCGCAGCUCAGUGGCUCCAUCCACCCCCAACUCAUCCGCAACUUCCACCACUGCUGCCUCUCCAUACGGGCCGCCUUCCAGCAGAGCCUGCCCCCCCGGGGGCCGAGGGGGGCCGCAGAGAGGGCGCGCGGGCCCCUGGGCCUGGGUCCCGUGAAGGAGCACGGGGUGUUGUUCCAGUGCAAGCCCCAGAACUGGACGGACCAGAAGAAGCCCGCCCCCACCAUGACCUACUGGGUCAUAGGGCGGAUGCUGCUGGAACCGGUUCCUCAGGAGUUCUACGUGUGUUUCCAUGACUCGGUUCCCGAGGUUCCCGUGGAGCUGGCCUUCAGGCUGUCCUUUGGCCUGGCUCUGUGAGGCCGUCUGCCAGCAGGGCGCUUCAUGCACACACUCCCACACUCAAGGGCAAGGGCUUCUGGGGUCAUGCGGCCGGACGGAAACACAAGAUGCACACACAACAAGGAGGUGUGCGCGUUUUUAUCCUUCGGCUCCUGCUGCCUUUCAAGGAACUGUUGCUUCUUCAAACAAAUACCUCAGAAACCAAGGUGUUCAGUUUAAUAAAGGAAGUCUUGAAAGGAGAAGUGGCCUGUACAGGCACUACUGACUAGUGCCAUCAGUAAUUGACCGAAAAAAAUGAAUGAAUUGUCUCAGAAAACAAUUUGUUAUUUAAGAUGUACAGUAUUUGUUUUUGUACGGUAAUCGCACUUUAUAACAAUGUACAUUUCUUAGAGAAUUAAAGUAAGUGAUUCCUUUUGCUUUGUAA
Molecule: messenger RNA, 3714 nt
Organism: Gadus macrocephalus (Pacific cod)
Lineage: Eukaryota; Metazoa; Chordata; Actinopteri; Gadiformes; Gadidae
Gene: intu
Product: inturned planar cell polarity protein
Exons: 13
Coding region: 966-3308 (780 amino acids)
Biological process (GO): nervous system development; establishment of planar polarity; vesicle-mediated transport
Cellular component (GO): cilium; cytoplasm
Molecular function (GO): protein binding
Source: RefSeq, a predicted model, not a curated record